Molecule: messenger RNA, 1642 nt
Organism: Amborella trichopoda
Lineage: Eukaryota; Viridiplantae; Streptophyta; Magnoliopsida; Amborellales; Amborellaceae
Product: putative pyridoxal 5'-phosphate synthase subunit PDX1
Biological process (GO): pyridoxal 5'-phosphate biosynthetic process; amino acid metabolic process; pyridoxine biosynthetic process
Molecular function (GO): amine-lyase activity
Source: RefSeq, a predicted model, not a curated record
CUGUCCUGGCCGUGUGAGUUGGUUGGCUGGGGCUGCGCGCCUGCCUUUCUUAUGUACUAUUUAUUUGUAUAUAUAAGGAGGGUUAAAUGUAGGCGACGAAGCACAUCCGGCGGUCUAUCUCCCCUCCCUAAAUACAUUUCCUCCUCUUUCUUCUUUCCUUCUUUCUCUGCGCCUUCCUUCCUUCUCUGCGCCUUCCUUCCUUCCUUCCUUCACAGACUUCAAUCAAUCGUCGGGCACUGCUCUGCUUCUUCUUCUGCUAUUUGAUUUAUAUUCGAGGAGGGUUUAUAUUCCAAGGAUAGGAGAUUCAUCCAUUCAAUCCCAUUCCAGUUCAGUGAUUUCCAAAACCAAAAAAAGAGAAGGAAAUGGCGGGUAGCGGCGUGGUGACUGUUUAUGGUAACGGUACCCUCACAGAGGCGAAGAAAUCUCACUUCUCUGUCAAGGUGGGUCUUGCCCAGAUGCUCAGGGGUGGAGUGAUCAUGGAUGUCGUGAAUGCAGAACAGGCACGCAUUGCAGAGGAGGCGGGGGCAUGUGCCGUCAUGGCCCUGGAGCGUGUUCCGGCUGACAUACGUGCCGAGGGUGGGGUGGCUCGCAUGUCUGACCCGGGGCUCAUCAAAGAGAUCAAGCAGUCCGUGACUAUCCCGGUCAUGGCCAAGGCACGCAUCGGCCACUUUGUGGAGGCCCAGAUCCUUGAGGCCCUUGGCAUCGAUUAUGUGGACGAGAGCGAGGUCCUCACCCCGGCCGAUGAGGACCAUCACAUCAACAAGCAUAACUUCCGCAUCCCUUUUGUGUGCGGCUGCCGCAACCUGGGGGAGGCCCUCCGCCGUGUCCGCGAGGGGGCUGCCAUGAUCCGCACCAAGGGGGAAGCUGGCACAGGCAACAUCGUUGAGGCCGUCCGCCAUGUGAGGUCCGUCAUGGGUGACAUCAGACUCCUUCAGAACAUGGAUGAUGAUGAGGUAUUUGCCUUUGCCAAGAAGAUCUCAGCUCCCUACGACCUUGUGGUGCAGACCAAGCAGCUAGGGAGGUUGCCUGUGGUGCACUUUGCGGCAGGAGGGGUGGCGACGCCAGCUGAUGCAGCGCUUAUGAUGCAGCUCGGCUGCGAUGGGGUGUUUGUGGGGUCAGGGAUCUUCAAGAGCGGAGACCCUGCCAAGCGCGCCCGAGCCAUUGUGCAGGCUGUCACGCACUACAGCGACCCAGAGAUCCUGGCUGAGGUCAGCUCAGGGUUGGGGGAGGCUAUGGUGGGCCUUAACCUCAAGGAUGACAAGGUGGAGCGAUUUGCCAUGAGGUCCGAAUAAUAACAAAACGGGACAUUAAUAAUGAAUUGGCCAUCUUACAACAAAGACCAGCAAGACCACCACCUUCUUCGCCGUUCCAUUUCAUAGACAGACAGAUGAAUGAAUCUUUCCCAAUUGAGGCAGUAAGGCCGUACCCACCCAACACAUUAGAGGACGGCCUGCUUUCUCUCAUAUAAUAUUUCUUUCCCGAAUUAUGGACUUGAUUGAAAUGUUUGUUAAACUGCUAGCUAGCUAGGAAUUCGUGUAAUGGGUUGGUUUUCUGAUAUCUUCUCCUUACUAGUUAAAAGGCUGAAGGCCUAGUUGCUCCAAUUUAAAGUUAAGAAUGAAGGGGACGUUUUGGGUUGACAUUC